CGAAGCUUUUUGAUUUGCUUAGGCAAUGACAAACGAGCCCAGCCAUAGCAGACAAUAAUUUAAAUGAUAAUACAAUAUGAAGUCUGGUUGCUCCAACAACCAUUGACAUAAACACCAAAAUCAUAAGCGCGCCUUUCCAUUAGUUUUGUUCUCUAUUAACAAUCUAAUUAUUAUAAUAAAUGAGCUUUUUAACGCAAAAACAGUAUGCAUUUACGUUGUUCUUACAACACAUUCUCUUAUUAUUUGACGUCUGUGCUAACUCAUUUUCAACUUUUCUUAGAAGUAAUCCAACUAAUUUACUUAUACUUUUUAUAAUUCAGGAUUUCUGUUUAAUAGUCGCAUUUAGUAUUCUUUUAAUAAAUAUAUUUGCCACGUAUGUUUUUCAGGCGGGUUUAAUUAAACUUUUAUUCGUAAAAUUUCGUAUGACUUUAAUAAUUUGUGUAAUCUACAUUAUCCUGAGCAUCUCUUUACAUUGUUGGCACGUGAAAAUACAUUACACGUCCCCAUUAAGUGAUUUUUGGCCAACAACUUAUCAUUGCCUUUACUCUUUGCAUAAAACAACUGCAGUAUUGUAUUACUAUUUAAGUAGAAGGACAUCUUUACGAAUCAGUGAUCCAAGAUUUCAUAAAGGAUCGAAUUGGAUACAAAAACAAUUUAGCCUUAACUAAAUGUAAUAU
This is a messenger RNA of Ceratosolen solmsi marchali, 677 nucleotides long. RefSeq names its product transmembrane protein 138. The transcript has 4 exons. Bases 180 to 668 code for a protein of 162 amino acids. Gene Ontology annotation, cellular component: cilium. NCBI's taxonomy places the organism in Eukaryota, Metazoa, Arthropoda, Insecta, Hymenoptera, Agaonidae. The record is from RefSeq and is a predicted model, not a curated record.